ACGUCCGCCUGGUUCGAAAAUACAACAAGGAAGUGAUCGCUUAUUGAAAAGCAAAAAUUCUCCCCGGAUAAAACCCGUCCACGCACAGGGACCCUCCGCUCGGCUGCUGGGGUGUCGGGGGGGUCGAGGUCACCGUGGACUCGCCCGAGAGCCCGUCUCUGAUCGUGUCGAGGGGAUUCUGCUCUUAGCCGGCCAGCUAGCUAGCGAUGAACACGGACGUGGAGUUCCACAUCAGGCAGAACUACCCGUGGACCAAGCUGCCCGCCAAUGUCAAGCAGAGUUUGGGGAACUCGCAGCGCGAGUACGAGAAACAUGUGCUCCUGUACAGCAUCCGCAACCAGCUACGGUUCCGCAAUAACCUAGUGCGUCAUGUGAAAAAGGAUGAGCGUAAGUACUACGAGGAGCUGCUGAAGUACAGCCGGGAUCACCUGAUGCUGUACCCCUACCACCUGUCGGACAUCAUGGUCAAGGGGCUGCGAGUCACUCCCUUCUCAUAUUACAUAGGAAUCAUGGAGGAUAUUAUGAACAGCGAGAAGAGUUAUGACUCCUUGCCCAACUUCACUGCUGCUGACUGUCUGAGGCUGCUUGGUAUUGGGAGAAACCAGUAUAUUGACCUGAUGAACCAGUGCAGGUCCUCCAAAAAAUUCUUCCGAAGGAAAUCAGCGAGGGACCUGCUGCCGGCGAAACCGGUGGAGAUCUCUGUGGAGCCGUGGUGGGUGGCGCAGACGGGGUACAUCACUGAGGACGACAUUAGGAUUUGUUCGACAGCUGAAAAGAAAGCCAUUGAUAAGAUGAUAGAUUCAGGUCCUCAGUUUGCCGGAUCAAUGGAGUACAACGUGGUCUUAAGUUUGUACAACCGGGGCUUUAUCUAUCUGGAUGUUCCCAUUUCUGACGACAGCUGCAUCUCAGUGCCCCCUCUGGAAGGCUUUGUCAUGAACCGCGUCCAGGGCGACUACUUCGAAACACUUCUGUACAAGAUCUUUGUGUCCAUUGAUGAGCAAACAAACGUAGCAGAGCUGGCAAAUGUGCUGGAGAUUGACUUGGACUUAGUAAAGAACGCCGUUUCCAUGUACUGCCGCCUCGGCUUCGCUGUAAAGAAAGGUCAAGGGUUCAGCUCUGACCAGCUCAACCCCUCCUGGAAAAAUGCCCCAUCUGUUAACAGACUCAAGAGCACAAUGGACCCCCAGAAGAUGCUGCUGUCCUGGGAGCAGGGCAGUCCCGUCAUGGAGGGAGGCUCUUCAGCCACCGACACCGACACGACGAGCCUGGAAGACCAGGCGGACACUGCCAGCGUUAGCAGUCUGAGCAUUCCCGCCGCACCCACGAAAAGGAUCGCCUUUCUCUUCGACUCCACACUUACAGCCUUCCUCAUGAUGGGCAACCUGUCUCCGAACCUAAAGAGUCACGCCGUGACCAUGUUUGAGGUGGGGAAGCUGUCUGACGAGACUCUGGACAGCUUCCUGGCUGAAUUGGAGAAGGUGGAGAGCACAGCAGAGGGUGAGGCUCAGCGCUACUUUGACCACGCGCUGACCCUGAAAAACACCAUUCUCUUCCUGCGCUACAACAAAGAGCUCACUCAGGACCAGGGACCUGAUAUCCCAAAUAUAGGUUUUCCUUUGGACAUGUUGCGAUGCGAGAGCCUGCUGGGCCUGGACCAGGCCACCUGCAGCCGCGUCCUCAACAAAAACUACAAGCUGCUGGUGUCGAUGGCCCCGCUCAGCAAUGAGAUCAGACCCGUCAGCAGCUGCACGCCUCAGCACAUUGGCCCAGCUAUCCCUGAAGUGAGCUCCAUCUGGUUCAAGCUGUAUUUGUAUCACGUGACGGGCCAAGGCCCUCCAUCUCUGCUGCUCUCCAAGGGCUCCAGGCUUCGAAAACUGCCGGACAUUUUUCAGGCCUAUGACAGGUUAUUGAUCACGUCCUGGGGUCAUGACCCCGGAGUUGUCCCUACGUCCAACGUGCUGGCCAUGCUGAACGACGCCCUCACACACUCUGCUGUCCUAAUCCAGGGUCAUGGUAUGCACGGCCACGGAGAAACCAUUCACAUCCCUUUCCCCUUUGACGCGGAGGACCUGAAGGCAGAGUUCUCCAACUCCAACAUGUGCGUGCACACGUCGCUGCAGAAGCUGAAGGAGUACGUGGAUCUGGAGCACCAGUGCGGCUACAUCACCAUGCUGAACGGCAACAACAGGCACCGCCGCAGGGUCAGCGACAGCACCGAGUGUAGAGGAGACACCCAUCUAGGUGGAGGUCUGGACACCAACGGCAGCACGGAGUCGUUCGAGCUGGUGACGGAGGAGAACGGGGACGGCAAAGGAAAAACAGACGCCGUUUCAUCUGAAGAUGAGUGGGUUCCUCUUGAGCUGUGCUUCGGCUUGCCCCUCUUCAGCUCCGAGCUCAACCGCAAAGUGUGUCGUAAGAUCGCCUCGCACAAACUCUGCAGCAGUGAGAGCCUUCAAGAGCUACUUCACUCGAGCCGAAAACUAUCACUGAAAGUGUUGAGCUUCGUUCAAUCAUUCCAGGAUGGCAGCCCGCCGGCUGACCUGGACAGCGGCGUAUCGAGCCCUCUGAGCCAGCCACCAGCGGAGUCCGGCGUCCCUCUGCCCUGCCAAAACCUCCUCUUCAAGGACGGGCAGCUGAAGGAAUGGAGCGGGCGGGCCCCUCCCCCCCUGGACGUAUCAGCCCUGCAGAAAGACCAGCCCUCAUAAACCCUCGCCACGAAGGAGUUGGUGCACAAGGAGACGGCAUCUUAUUGGACCUCUUUUUGCAGCAUCGCAUCUGACUGUAGACAUCCAUAACCGUAGUCCACCUUCAUACCCGCUCACAAGGAAACGCCCUCGUUCAUGAACUCACCUUCUCGUCCGUCAGUGUCCAGUGUUGGGAAAAUACACCCCGUUGGCUCUUUUCCAUUUAUCUACUGUAUGACGAACCAUCUUUCCCAACACUAGCUCCUAACCCCCUCUUGCUGUUUCCCUCCGUGAUUCCCCGUAUCAAUAGGAAGGCAGUGUUAUCUGUUGGAGUGGUGCUAUUAUCACAAAAUACAACACGAUGCAGGUAAAAAACAAAAAAAGCAUCUGACAAAAGAGGUGCUGUUUAUCACUGAUUACCCCCCCGUGCCCAUCCUUCAGUAAGUCCAGUGGAAGUUUUGUUUCUCCAGAGCAAAUUGUAAAUUGAUAUCUUAGAUGUUCUUAAAAAAAAAAAAAAAUUAAAAAGACCCAAAAAUAUGGACUUCUUCAGGUAUCCUGUGACAAUAUGCAUAUUCUAGGACCAAGUCUUUGGACUUACCAGGUUUAUCUCUAACACAGACUCCGUUGCCUCCUGGUGUUGUUUCACGUUCAGUGAUCUUAUGCAUGAUAUUGUUGCACAAGUCAUAAGACAAUACUUUCCUCUUUACUUAUAAUCAAUAUUGGGGGCAUUUAUUAUUUGCACUGUGCAGGAUUUUGUUUUGUCCAAACUUGUGGAUGAAUAAAUGUCAUGUCAUUUUCUUUUUCAUUUGUAGUGCGCACACGAAUUUAGACCUUUAUCAGAAGGAAACGUUUCCUCGUGGAAACUCAAAUAUGUUGAAAACUGUCUGAUCAUCUGAGAUACUGCUGUUUUUAUUGUUUGUUUUCAUUUCUUUCUCAGCCGAGAAAACCAAAGACAUUCUUUUCUUUUCUGUCCUUUUUUUAAUUUUUUUUUUUUUUAAUUUUGCUGCCUUAUUAUUAUUAUUAGCCAGUCAGAAUCACCCAAGCCUGGGAUCAAAUCAGCUCAUCUGCUUUGUUUCUUUUUCCUCUUUAAUUUCAGCCAUUUGUUUUGGGUUAUUUUCUUCACACCUUCUUUUUUAUAAAUGGCAUUAUACAAUUUAAAAGCUCCAAACCACAAAGUCCCAACCAUCCAGAAGGAAAAUGAAGGUAGAUCUGUGGCGAGUGUUGCUCUGAACAGGACAGGAGGAUCUGUUAGUUUGGUCCGAGACUGUCGGCUGCCGGUACAUCCCUGGAUGGACUCCAGCUUGUGCGCGGCGCUCUCUUGGCGGCGCAUCAAAGUCUCCAAGGGUUUCUGUUUACAAUGUUUUGAUAAAAAUGAGGUUUGUAGUCGCGAGAGUACAGGCAGUCACAGACACGGGAGGGUGGAGAUGCUAAUGCUCUGUGUGGCGUCUCAGAGACGUUGAUGGUGUAGAAAGUAUCUGAAAGCCUGUCAUGAAUUUUCAGAGUGCUUUUUAUUGCAUUUAAAAAAAAAACAAACAGUUUUUGACCCACUCGUGGUAGUAGUUUCUAAAGAUGUAAUUCUGAAAUAGGAAAAAAAAAAAGACUGUAAUGAGGCCCUGUUGAAGCAUGAUGACUGUGUAGAAACUUUAGUGUGUAUGUUGUGUAUGUGUGUGUCCUGUACACCUCAGUGGUGUGUUUUAAUACAUACCUCCCAUCCACCGUGAGAGUUCCCUCCCAGUCCUGCCUGUCAGUUAUCUAGUUGCUCAUCUUAGCCCCAGAUAUACAUCCACCACAGUGUUAAAAACAACAAAAAAAAAUGCUGGUUUUAAAUGUCAGCCUAUAUUUUAGGAUAUCUUUGUUUAAGCUUGUUUGAUGGGACUGUGAAUUUCAUGGAGUGAAUUAUUAAAAACAACACCCUUGUAAUUAUAUGGGUCUGAAAAAAGAAGAAAAAGUGACAUUCCUUCACUCUACCUUUCUGCCAUCUUCUACGCCCUUUCUCCGGAAGCAUCACAAAGAAAUAUGUAAAAAGUAUAUAAACAUAUAAAUAAAUAUGUAAUAAG
Messenger RNA from Cololabis saira (Pacific saury), 4741 nucleotides. It is a transcript of the gene fam91a1, whose product is annotated as family with sequence similarity 91 member A1. The record is from RefSeq and is a predicted model, not a curated record. Gene Ontology annotation, cellular component: cytoplasmic vesicle; trans-Golgi network. NCBI's taxonomy places the organism in Eukaryota, Metazoa, Chordata, Actinopteri, Beloniformes, Belonidae. Gene Ontology annotation, biological process: intracellular protein transport. Bases 207 to 2705 code for a protein of 832 amino acids. The transcript has 24 exons.